AGUCCAUGUGAAUUCCAAUGGAAUUCCGUUUGGAAUUUUUUAUAGGGUUCCCCACACCAAAAGUCAGCCAUGACAGGAGAUGAGAAAAGUCUGCAAAAGUCAGAAAUGUUCGCAAUCGGACUAUUUAAGUGAAAAUUGUGAAUUUUGUGGUGUUCAUCAUUUGCUGUAAUUAUUGUUUUGUGAUUAUGUGCUUAUGACAACGAUCAACUAACGAAUUCUAAUGGAUACAUUUCGUAAAUGGUUGAAUAAACCAAAGGCGGAUGAUAAGUCCAUUUUGGCGAGAUUCUAUCAUGCAGACCGAGCUCUUACAGCAGUUGCCAGUGAAUUGGACAGUUUUGAUGGGAGAGCUGAACCUGAAAGAUGUUCUCGUUUAGUUGGACGCUUGCGGCAAGGACAAGACAAAGUUCUUGCCAUAACGCAUCAGAUUAUGGACGAAUUGCUAGGCGAUGAUCGGGAUCCGCGAGCAUUUCGUGCAAAAUUUCCUGAGGAAGUGCUUCAGGAGAGUCUGGCAGGUCAAUUGUGGUUUGGUGCUGAAUGCCUUGCAGCUGGAUCAUCGAUUCUCAAUCGCGAGGCAGAGAGUACAGAGAUGCGCCCACUGGCUAAAGCAGUGACAAGGAGUUUAGAUAAUGUGAGAAAUCUAUUGCGAGAGCAGUGCCUUCGAAAUAAUACACCAAAUUCACCAACAUUAAAUUUAAAUAUAAACGACGUGGCGACGGAAACAUUGUGCGAAAGUUUAAAAAUAUUCGAUAGACUUUUUGCAGAAUUUGAAUUUAGAUACGUUAGCGCUAUGGUGCCCGUAAAAAGUAAGCAAGAGCACGAGAUGCAGGAAAUGAUAUGUGUGCUCUUCUCAGAAACUGUCCAGAGGGCACUGAAAAUUGGUUUGCUGGAUCAGGAACAGGUGGACUCAUUUGACCCGGCCCUAAUGUUUUCAAUACCUCGACUAGCCAUCAUCACGGGUCUCGUGAUAUAUGACAAGGGUCCACUGAACAUGACCAUGCCAGCUGAGCAAUUAUCCGAAAUGUUUAGGCCCUUUAGGACUCUGCUCAUUAAGAUACGUGAUUUAUUGAGAACGUUGAAUAAAAGUGAACUGUACCAGUUGGAAAAACUCCUAUGCACCAAUGAGGACAUCCACUUGAAGUGUGACUUUAACUGUGAUGAUGAAAAACUGAUUCGUGGUGAUGAAGAACUUGUGAUUAGUGAUUGUUGUAGCAAAGAAAAACUCCCAAGUUUCUACUCUGUCGUGAAUGAGGACGAAUCCGGGAGUGAAUGGCAUUCAUCUGAGGAAGACAGAGAGGACGUGGUGGGAUCCGUUGUCGUCAAAGAAGACAACGGUGAUUUGGUAACAACUGACUGUUCUUCGGGUUAUUUAAUACCUAAUACAAAUUUUGGCAAUUUACUGCAGCCAAACGACGCUCCCCUCACUGACAGUUUUAUCUCGAGUGAUGAUGAAUUUACAGUACGAGCAGCUCAGACUCAAGAUGUUGACAAUAAACCAGAGGCCACGUCGACAUCAGAUAGGCAGGAUUCGGGAAUUGGUACAGAAAAUACGAGCCUGGACCGUACUCCUGAUUCAGAGACUCAAAAGGUGGAAAGUGAGGCAGCGUCGAUGCCAUUGACUGAAAGAUACUCGGAGAAUUGGGAGGAAUUGCAACGGAAAAAAGAAGAGCAGCAGCCAAGCUGUAGUAGAUCUACAUCGGGCUCCUCUGGCGAAGAUAAAGUUCAGACCGCUGGCACGAGUCAGUGUCAAGAAGCACUUCAUAUCAGUACCACAAAGAAACACAAAGUUAACAAUAGCGGAGCACGAUCUUCACGAUCACAGAGAACCAGUCGUAGGACCGUGACGACGACAGCGUCUACCUCGGCGCCAGCUACUGGCAACUAUCUGCGUCGAUGCGUGGUCUAUCCAUCGCCUGGUCUGAGGGCACGUUGCGAUAAUACAUCGUCAAGCAGCAGCGGGGACACUUCGUCGUCGCAAUCUGAUGGAGAUUCACAUGAGAUUACUCUGGCUCUGCGAGCUGCUGGGCGCAUGAAAUUCAAGAGCGUGGAAAAUUUGCUUCAUCGCCUUUUUGUGUGUAUAGCCGGUGUAGCUGAUCAAUUACAGACGAAUUUUGCAUCAGAUCUACGCCAAAUAUUGCGCAGUGUCUUUCUUAUGAAUGAAUCUCCACCGCCAAAGGAGGAGAUAAUACUAAAUGUGCAGGAGAAGCCGAAGGAUGCAAAUGAUCUGUUUGAGUUUCGUGCCAGCGAAAGUGAUGUGGUUGUACAGACAAAUGGAGGCUCAAACCAAAGCAUUUACUCAGCCGAAGAGGUCAAUCCGGAGUUGGAUAGUGUCUUUGAGACUGCAAGAGAGUCACAGGGGACUACGGCACGUAGUGCCAGUGAGGAAAUUGACACGAAUAUGCUGACGAGGACGAAUGUGGAGAGGAGUCAUAGUUUGGGUGAAAGUCCCUCAGAUAGCUCUACAUCGAGUGCUGCCAGUCGUCAUAGUCACUCCAUGACAGAGUCUGAGGUACCAUUGCCAUCGGGGGGUGGUAUUGUAAGUCCUAGGCGCAUCAAUGUGAUUGUGGGUGAUGAUAAUGGCACAAGUGUACGACAUGGAGGCAGUUGCAGUGCUGGAAAUUCACCAGUGUCUCUACCACGGACACGCUCCUACUCCUCCAGCGACCAUUUGCCCAAUGGAGACACCAUGAGAACUGAACGUCCACCACGGUGGAUACCCGACGAGGAGGCACCUCGAUGCAUGGCAUGCAGUGCCGUCUUCACUGCCUUCAGACGCCGUCACCAUUGUCGAUGCUGCGGCAAGGUGUUCUGUGGCGUGUGCUCCAAUUCAUCCGCCCCCUUGCCCAAAUUUGGGCUCACAAAAGCCGUCCGGGUGUGUCGGGCGUGCUUUGUCCGUGAAGUGGGCACCGUAUAGGGGAGUGUCUUUCUUGCAUCUUUUAUUCGUGGUCACCCAUUCCUAACACAGAGACACAUGAUCUCGCAAAAAGUUUGUCAAUUGUUUGGACUUUUUUUUUUAAAUCUUUACGUUUUGGCAAAAAUUUGCAAAGAAAAAAAAAAGAUUUCCCAAAAGUUUUGCUAAUGUUUGUGGUUGUGAAUUGUACUCUGUUUAUAUUUUCUCAAAACUCCGAGAAAAAUACUACUUGUAAAGUUUUACACAGCUUGCAAAAUUUUCAAAAAAAAAAAAAAAUAAUAGUAAUAAAAUAACAGACUUGAUUAUUCUUCUCUUAAUUAAAUUUUAACACAGGAUAAUUUUAUUAAUAUUCUUGACAAAAUGAAAAAGACAUUAAAUCAAUGGAAUUUAUUAUAAUUUUGCCAACUUUUUUUUUAAGUAAAAUUUCUAAAAAAAAAAAAGAAAUAGCCAUGUUCUCAAAAAAAAAAAAAGAAAAUAAACGUACGCAAUGACCACAAAGAAUAAAAUUAAUUAAUAACGUUAAAAAAAAUGACGCGAUAGAGUUGUAGCAACAGAAAUUUCUUAUACAUUUUCUACAUAUGUUAUUUUUCUUGUUUGUUUCUUGAUCUUUUAUACUAUACAAAUUAAAAUUAACUUUAGCCAAAUCACUCAGAGACAUUUUUAUAGUUUUAUUAGCAGUUCAAUACGUUUAUUUCUCGAAAAACAAAAAAAAAAGAAAAACAGAUUUCCUUUUAAGGUUUUCCGCAAUGUGUGCUUUUUACAUAAAAAAUCAAUUUUUCCUCACUCGCUACAGAAUGGUAAAAGAAAAAAUAUAGUAAAAUAAUUUUCUUGAAAAUUCUUGGAAUUUCCACCUUAUUAACUGAGAAAGUUAAUUGCAUCGUGAGUGAGUAAAACAAAGGAUUUUAGUUUCAAAACCAAAAAAAAAAAAAACUGCGAAGCCCACAAUGGCUGAAACUUAAUUCAUUCCAUUUUAUUGCAAUUAAUAAAGCCUUAGUAAUGAUGAUUUAUCAAUAAAAUAAAAUUCUUGGUCGAUGUUAAUGUUUAAAAGUAAAUAACUAAUUAAAGAAAAAAAACUACAUAGAACAAUAAAGAAUUCCCGCCGCAAUAUAAAUUGAUGAAUUUUCCCCAAGAUAAAAUAAAAAAAAAUUCAAUGUGAAAGACACCGAGUUCUCCCCCACUUUUUGCAAAUAAUGAGGAAGUGAGUGUUCAAGUCAUAUUUUUCACCAUAACUGUCUGCAUAAUUUAUUUUAUCUUUUGAACUGCCAUUUGUUGUAAAUAUCAUCUGAUCUUUGAACUGCAUUGAAGAAAAAAAUAAAUAAAAGAAUGAAAUUGGCUAAAACUCUUGAAUUAUGCACAAAUUGAAAGGAGAAUUUUCUUUUAGAUGGAGAAAAGUGUGAUAAAUGUAAUUAAAAAUAAAAGAAUAUUUAAGUAAAAUAUUCCUCGAUGGUCGAUGCGAAGAUCAAUGUUCGAUUUUUUACUGCAAAAAAAAAAAACAAACAAACUUUAUGAAUUAACUGUAUCUUACAAUGAUAGAAGUAUUUAAAGUAAAAUGCAUUAAUUCUAAUUUGACUAAGGGAUUAAAUGAGAAAAAAUCAACAUUUGUGUGACAAUACUUAGCAAAAUAUAGCAAAGAAAAAAAAAGAUAAAGUGAGGAAGAUACCAUGAAUAAAUGAUGAAAAUAUCUGAGGAUUAAUGCAUACAUACAAUUGAGAAGGAAAGUUUAAACUUCAUAAUAUUUGUCUCGUAUCAAACACUAUUCAGUUCUAUUAUAUUUUUUUUAUUUCUAUUGUAUGUUUAAAACAAGAAAAAAAGCUGUUUAUUUUAGUACGACGGUUUCAAGGGGAAUUAACAUAUCCAUUUAUUUUCUUUCUUAUCACAUUUUUUUUUAUAAUAAUUUUCUCUUUAUAAUAUGAUAUACUGUCUUGUUUAAAAGCCUCCAAUAUAUAUUUUUCUUUAAUACCUUACAAUUUAACAAACUUUAUCUUUAAUUUAGUUUGAAAACUUCAAAGAAAUUGUAACAUGAAAGGAAAGAAGUUUUAAAACUAUAACAAUUAAGGAAGAAAACAAUAAAUGUAAUUUCGCUUUGUAAAUGGCAUUAUUAUCCAUUUAAGAAUUUAUCAUUAAAGUAUUAUGUAAUAAAAAAAA
Phlebotomus papatasi is the source of this 5053-nucleotide messenger RNA. RefSeq names its product lateral signaling target protein 2 homolog. The record is from RefSeq and is a predicted model, not a curated record. Gene Ontology annotation, cellular component: early endosome membrane. Gene Ontology annotation, molecular function: metal ion binding. NCBI's taxonomy places the organism in Eukaryota, Metazoa, Arthropoda, Insecta, Diptera, Psychodidae. The transcript is spliced from 4 exons. The coding region runs from base 221 to 2911 and encodes 896 amino acids.